This is a messenger RNA of Syngnathoides biaculeatus (alligator pipefish), 5799 nucleotides long. Its product is annotated as brain-enriched guanylate kinase-associated protein. NCBI's taxonomy places the organism in Eukaryota, Metazoa, Chordata, Actinopteri, Syngnathiformes, Syngnathidae. The transcript has 6 exons. The record is from RefSeq and is a predicted model, not a curated record. Gene Ontology annotation, cellular component: synapse. The coding region runs from base 303 to 2303 and encodes 666 amino acids.
CUCUCCUGAAUCGCACCCGCUGCUGCGCUCUGCCGCUUUUCCGAAAGCACACAAACAAAGACCAAUCUUCUUUGCUCAACAGAACAAAAUGUUCCUUCCGCCCAAAAUGUGUGCCGCUUCAAAAGCUGUCUUUGUUUGUUCUCCCCUCUCUGCUCUCUCGCCAGGGUCGUCGCAGAUAGCCAACUGCUGUGUGCCUCCCCAGGCAAAACUUAGGAGAUUUGCUUUAUGGUUAGUGUUCAAUCUCGGCGCCGGCGGCGGCAGCAACUUACAUCACGCACGUGAGCUGAGGCAGACACAAAGCUAUGAAAAAGAUAUACAUUGGCAAAACAGCCCUCAAAAGCCAGAGAAAUGGUUGCAAACAUCAAAAACGAAGCUCUUUCCAGGACCACAAGGAGGACCUCCGCAAGCGCCUGUCCUACACCAUGCACAAGCUAGAGAUGGUGGAGGGCGAGUUCGACUCCACCCGCCAGUACCUGGAGACGGAACUGCGUCGGGCCCAGGAGGAGCUGGAGAAGUUUACGGAGAAGCUGCGCAGAAUCCAGAACAGCUAUGCGGCUCUGCAGAGGAUCAAUCAGGAUUUGGAGGACAAGAUGCAUCGGACGUCGCAACACCACGAAGAGGAGAAGAGAGCCCUCAGCCGCGAGAUCAUCGUGCUCAACAACCACCUCAUGGAGGCCAAGCUCACCAUCAAUAAACUCAAGGAGGACAACGACCUGUACAGGAAAGACUGCAACCUGGCUGCGCAGCUGCUGCAGUGCUCAAAGUCUCAUUACAGAGCUCACAAGAUGUCUGAGCUUCCACUGGACUUCCAGGAACGCAUCAGUUCCCACAUUGAGAAACAUAAUCAGGGUAGUGAAGCCACAACGGCAGUGUGCCACUCCAAUUACUCUGACGUUGUGCCCACGUCCAUCAUCGCCAAGAUCCUUGAAAAACCAGAACCAGGAAACAGCUGCCCCGUUACGCGCUCCCCGAGUCCACACCCGCAGGACAGAGACUCCCUGGCGGGAAUGGGAAACAACGAUCACCUCAAUCGCCGAGUUGCGUACAAGACCUCUGACCAGUACUGCAGCGAUACAGCCCUCUACUGCCCCGAACGCUGGCAGGAAACAGACCGCCGGCAGAGCGUCGACCUCAAUGGCACCACUUUGCUCCAGCUCCACGCCCAGAACUCCACAGACAGCAACCCAGAUGAGGAGGCCUACCACUCCAGCAGCUUCCCCCAUCAUGAGCCGCCAUCAUCGUUCCAUCAUCAUGAGGAGUUCAGCGCGGGAAGCCUCCCCGCCUCCAGUUCCUACUCGAGUUUCAGCCUUGCCUCAGAUGACAAGGUUGGCAUUGCGGAAGGGGGUGGACGCACUACCGGUAGCACUUUAUCCACUUCCCACCAAGGUUUGUAUGUGGAUUGGCGGAAAGGCGGCAGUGGAGAGUAUGAACGCAAAAGCAUGCCUUCCUACGAUAAAGAUGGCUCAGGUUUCCCCAAGUCCAAUAGCAUUCAGCACAUUGUCACUUCGAGGAGCCCGCAGAAGGGCAAUUUGCCAAUGUAUACUCGGACAGCGUCUUGCUUCAGUGAACCGUACCACUCCAGCACCCCUCGCCUGGCCUCCUCUCACAGCAUGGGAUCUACAACCGGGUUAGGCCAGGCACAGGGUGCAGCUCUGGAAAGCAGAGCUGAUAUCCACGCCCAAGAGGAUGAGCUAAGCAGCCGGUGGAAACAACUGAGUGUAGAGGAUGUCAACACAUUCCCGUCUUCCUAUCACAACGUCCCGGGACGGGUCUCCCCGUACAGUUUCUCAGAGUGUCACUAUGCCAUGGGCCCAUCGAACAAGACCAAGGGAUCUCUCUACAGUAGCUUCCAGGAGGGAGAUGACAUAUUCCACAACCACAUGCUGGACCAAUGCUUUGGGUUAGGUCCACCUUCGCCCAGCACCAAACGUCCUCCUGCGGAGCUUCGCAAACAGAAAAACAACUCUGCGAUGUACCGAGCUAAGGAUGGAAAUCCAGACAACUUGCUGCUCUCAGGAAGUUCAAAAGACAAAGAGCACAUCAAGAAGGACUACAUGAAUUUGAGCACGGGAAGCUCGGCUGAGUCCGUACACCAAAGCUCCUUAGAAGCUUCAAGUCUUCAGCAUUACCCAAGCCCCAGGCCGAGCGUCCGGCCUCGCCCGAGCUCCAGCUCUGCCCUUAGUGCCGUCGGCCCGGCGCUCCCCAAGAAGACUUCUCCGAGAUACCAAAAAUUUGGCAGCACUGGGCUGACGAGGAAGGAUAGCCUGACAAAGGCACAACUCUACGGCACGCUGCUGAACUGAAGUGGGGAGUGGUGAGCUUGUCGUUUUAUGCAUGAUGACGAUGAUGAUGAUGAUUACUAGCCUUCUGUACGGUACUGUCUCAAACGUUCUCUGCAGCCUACCUGUUGUGACAAGGGUGUUUCAGUGUUUUAUGUAUCCUAGCCAAGGCAUGUUUCAGAAUCUCCAACACUUUUUUUUUUUCUAUUUAUGUCAUUAAAGUGUAGCUUAUAGCUAGCGGAGAAGGUGUAGCAAUUCAGUGACUUUUCAUUUCUUGAUCUUUAUAGCCAAUGGCAACCGACCCACCUUUAGCAAGACAGACCAUGGACGUACUGUGCUUUGUGCUAAAACCUUCACACUGAAUACUAGGGGUGGAAUGGUUCACAAAAAUUCGCGGUUCGGUUCGCAGAAGUUGCGCGGUGAUGGCUUUUGAUUCGGCUCAGCUUACAUUGAGUUUUAAGAUAAUCAAUUAUUAAUCACAAAUAUACCUUUUUUGUGUAUUUAUGCAAGUGUCCUUCAGUGACAAGCAGAUCAAUUAAAAGCUCUUUCAUUGGAUGGGAAAAGGUAUGAUGAAUCUCUGUAGACACCUGUUGCCAUUCAUACAACAUAAAUCAUGGCUCCCUGCAAAUAUACUGUAUCAACUUUGGGUUCAACUAAACAAAUCCAGAUUUCACACUCAGUAGGUCAAUUUGCCACUAAAUGGAGACGAGAUUUCAGUAUUCAUACAUUUUAUGAUAUUUGUUUGGUGGGUCUUCGGGAGAUUUUUCAAAUUCGAAACGGGUGCCUUGGCUCACCAAAAGUUUGAAAACACUGAUCUGAUUCAUCCUUACGCUUCAAAACAAAAGAUCAAUUUACAAGUCUAAAAUGGUGGAUGAUGCACACAGAGAUGUUUGUACGUGAUUUCUACCUAAUUAUUUCGCCAACACAAGAUCUCUGGUGCAUAAAACAAACAAUAUGGAAGUUUGUUCUAUGCACCAGAGGGCUAAUAAAAUGAUUGACUGGUAGCCAGUACCUUGACGGUCCUGGCAGGCGUACCACAACCGAGAAUAAAAAAGGUAACGCAACAAAAACUGCACCGAAGAGGAGCGCCAUACGACACUGCGACGUGAUUAUGAAUCCCACUCGAGUUCAGGACAAGGCAGAAGGUGCCCUGCUGUAGAAUGACCAGCUGCUGCAUUGCGAGAAGAGCAUGACGCAAAUGUGCUUUCGGAAAUGUUCCCCCGGCCCUACUCUGCGACACACAGAAACGUUUGGAGAAUUGAAACGUCGCUGGAUAGUGCGGAACAUGCACUCAGAGUAGCGUUAGGGAAUCGGAUUGCAUUUCUGAACACACCCGAUGUGCCUUGCCUCGUCGACAACUUGAGUGAAAGUUAAUCCUACAACAUAAACAUGUACACCGCCGUAGUGGCUGGCUUUAACGCUACAGUAUCGUAAUUCCCGGCCUACAGAGUGCACCUGGUUAGAAGCCUCACCCAGUACAUUUGUAAAGGAAAUACCAUUUGGCACAUACAUAGGGCGCAGCCGUGUAAAAGCCGCAAGUGCCCACAUUGAAACACAAGAUAUUUACAAAGAAAGACUGUACGCAGAAGAAUUUAACACUAGCGCCGCCACGCUAAUGCUAACGCUAGCGCAGCGCUAACAGGGUCAGACGGGUAAAAGUCACUUCCUCGGCACAUAUAUUCGGUUUCACUCUUACCUUUUCCCCUUGAGUGCCCCUUUGCGGCUGUUAGAAAAAAAAAAUGUACAUAUUCGCCGCAUCACCACAUAAACCGCAGGGUUGAAAGCGUGUGAAAAAAGUCGCAGCUAUUCGGCCAGAAAUUACGGUAUACUUUCCCACAAAAGUAAAUACGAAGAAAGAACGUUUCUUGUACCAAAAUGAACGGAACACACGCAGACCAAACCGAAACAGUUGAACUGAACCAUUGGGAAAGUUUUUAAAAACUAUUCCACCCCUACCGAAUACUGUUAAAACCAAAAACAAAGUUAUCUGUUCGAUGAAUAAAAGUAUAAAUAGUAAGUAAAUGUAAAGCAUGUAUAACGGGAUAAUUCAUAACCAUUUUCCACUUUGUUGAAUCUGAUUUUGAAGGGCAGCACUGUGUAUGUAUAGCGAACCACCGAAAUAUACGCUAAAUGGAUCAAAACAGCGACUGGAUUUAUGAUGAAAUAAUAACAGUAAACCCACCCCCCCCCCCCCCAAAAAAAAAUGUGACGGUUCAGACAACAACUGUAAGAUUUUUAACACAACUCAACAGGAUUUUGUCUUAUUUUCAAAUAAAAAAUUCGACCCGUAAAUGUGGUGCUUGAUUGCACAGCCGUUGUCCUCAAAGCAGGACGAUAGUUAAAUUGCCUUAAUUCAGUGUAGUGGGGCACAACUUUGCAGCAUCUAAUGAGUGUAAAUACUCUUUAUCUGUUCUACUGAGAAAGGGAGUGAGCCUCUUGUAUGAACGUUAAUGAGAUUGGUGUAGCUAGCGCAUUGCUUUUAGUUUAUUUUAUACAUAAUUUGGGCACUUUUUGGUCCAAUUUGUCUGUUCACAGUAAAGUCCAUUUAAUUAUGAGAUGUGCAACAAGUGAAAUUAUGUAAAGUAAGAAAAAUGCGACUCAAAGCUUAGAUGCAACCAACUGUGCCAACCAAGAGUGCCCAAUUAGGCCUUCGAUAUUUUUGCUGUUUUUCCUCUAAAUAAUGAGAUCACAAGUCUGGUAUUUUAAUAAGGGGUUUUGUUGCUUUGAAUUCACGAGUUAUUAUUUUAAUUUGAGUAAAUCACAUUGAAAUGACACAGGUUCAUCAUAAUGCAUAAAUGGGCUUCCACAUUUAGACACCACCUCGUGUUAAAUAAAAAGAAUAGUUUUCUUGUACAUGUAGAACGACGAAAGCAAAAUUGGAGGCGAAAUGACCAGUUAAUUCUUCCUGCUUGGAUUUGUCCUUCUAUUCUCGUGAAGAGGCGAUCAAAAGGAAGUUACCCUGAUUUUUAACAUCACGUUUCUACCGCUCCUUUUUGCAAACACUGGCUCCAAGCUGUUUUAAAUUGAAACACCAUUUCUAAAAAUGUCACCUUUGUUCACACUUUAUACUUUUUUUGUACUUUAAAAAAAAAAAAUCAAUCUUCUGUUGAUUUGGAGUGAGUCUAUUUAUUGUAUGUACUGUAAGUGAAGGUUUAGAAAUGUCUACGAUAAAAUGAAAGAAUAUGUGGUAUUGUGAUUUAGGUGCUGUAUGGAACGACAGAUAGAAAAUGCACCUUUACGCAACGCAACUGUUUUCUAGUCAGUUGUCAUCUACGGAAUGUUUUGAUCAGUCCGUCGCGAAAGCUCAAGUGGCUCUAUCUAGUCCUACCUCCAUAAAAGUCCCAGUUACAACAGAAUGUGAACGUCUGUUUGAUGCAUGAUUAUAUAUUUUUGCUGUAUUUAUCUAAUAAAGAUGAGUGUUGGGGGAAAAAAAACUUUGCAACUAUCUGGCUGAUCUUGCUUAUUUUUAAAGUCAUUAUCUCGACACCUGACUCAGCAGACUAUCAUACUUAACGGCAUG